Messenger RNA from Toxotes jaculatrix (banded archerfish), 1803 nucleotides. It is a transcript of the gene eral1, whose product is annotated as Era-like 12S mitochondrial rRNA chaperone 1. Gene Ontology annotation, cellular component: mitochondrial matrix. Bases 127 to 1479 code for a protein of 450 amino acids. The record is from RefSeq and is a predicted model, not a curated record. Gene Ontology annotation, molecular function: ribosomal small subunit binding; rRNA binding; GTP binding. The transcript is spliced from 11 exons. Gene Ontology annotation, biological process: ribosomal small subunit assembly. Lineage: Eukaryota; Metazoa; Chordata; Actinopteri; Toxotidae.
CUUUGGUCAAAGCAACAUGGUUUCACCCUGUGGACAAUGUGAAUGUAAACAGGCAGGGCCCAGCUCUUAGACGAUAAAUACUGUCAGAGCAGCAGAACCACAGCGGUCAGCUGUCCUCAGAGCUGAAUGGCUUUCAGGGUGUGCGCCCGGUUUUUCAGAGACUCCGUCGUCCUCUGCAGACGGGUCGCUGUGUCCGGUCCUCAGGAAAGUGCGUCAUGGUUUCUCACAGCCGGAAGCGCUGGCUGCAGCAGAGGAGGGAGGAAUGGAUUUAUCUUCACUCCUGCUUGUUUUAUUACAUCAGAGGCGUUUCUCAACAGACUGAUGAAAGGCAAAGCAGCACAGGCAGGCGGCAGCUUUUAUCGCCUCCCAGCUUCAGUUCCACCGGACAGCGGUGAACAAGUAUCUUUGUUGCUGAGACAUCCAGAUCAGCCUGACAACCCAAAAGUUUUGAAGGUGGCUAUAAUAGGUGCCCCGAAUGCUGGGAAGUCCACAUUGUCCAACCAGCUGCUUGGCACAAAGGUGUUUGCCGUGUCCAAGAAAGUGCACACGACGCGGUCACGUGCCCUGGGUGUCCUAACAGAGGGUGAUACACAGAUAAUUUUACUGGACACUCCUGGUCUCACAUCUCCAACAAAGGUUAAAAGACACAACCUGGAGAAGUCUUUGCUUGUGGAUCCCUGGAGCACAGUCAAAGAAGCUGACCUAAUGGUGGUGGUGGUGGAUGUGGCAGACAGAUGGAUGCGCAGCAGGCUUGACUUUGAGGCGCUCAAAUGCCUGGCCCAGAACCCAGACAUCCCAGCAGUCCUGGUCCUUAAUAAGGUGGACCUGGUGAAGGCUAAGGACAAGCUGCUGGAUAUCACAGCGGAGUUGACUUGUGGUGUGGUGAAUGGACGCAGAAUGCGGGUCAGACCAGUGAUCAAGCCUCCAUGGGCCGAAAAGAUGCCAGAGAGGGAUUCAGAGUUAUCGCUCGACGAGGACAACGCAGGGCCCGAGGGCAGUGCUGAGCUGGACUCUGUGCUGAACAAAGAGAAGCUGAAGGAGCUGAAGAGCCAGCAGGGCUGGCCUCAUUUCAAAGAUGUCUUCAUGCUCUCAUCUGUGGACAAAGAGGACGUGGAGACGCUGAAGAACUACUUUAUGGUUGCCGCCAAGCCAGGAUCAUGGCAGUACCACAGUGAGGUCCUGACCGAUCAGAGUCCAGAGGAAGUCUGCACCAAUAUCAUCAGAGAGAAGCUUCUGGAGCACCUGCCCCAGGAAGUGCCUUAUUCAAUGACACAGUCUAUUGAACUGUGGCAGGAUGGAGAAGACGGUGAGGUCAAUAUUUCAGUGAAGCUUUAUGUCAAGAAAGACACUCACAUGCGGAUGGUGAUUGGCACAGCUGGCCAGAUGAUAGCACGGAUCGCCCAGGAGGCAGGCGAGGACCUGAGCCGCAUCUACCUGAGGGAAGUAAAGCUGAAGCUCUCAGCCAAGCUGAGGAAGUGAAGAGGGUGGAAGGACUUUAAUGUGGUGAAAUCCUGAAGAGGGGGAGAGAGAACCCGCAAACCAGAGGAGUGAAAAACAAAGGAUAAGAUCUCGUCAUGAGUCUGAAGCGGAGUUACGAGGUGGAAUAUACUGUAACCACAGUCCCAGAGCUCUCACUGAGCUCGUAGCUCUUUAAGGAAAGGAAAUCUGAUGGUUUCAUCAGCAGCAUUCUUUCAUGCAGUCCCAUAAGACAUAACAGAUUUUUAUGUAUAGAUUGUACUGUCAUUAUGUGAGAAAAAUGUGAUAAAACUAUCAGUGCUGUAAAAUAAAAUACUUUAAAAUGUA